AGUGCUUUCUUUGGGACGCCUUGGCUGCUCGUGGUGCCGUCUUUGCCGUCAGGUCCUUGUUUGUGCGUUUUAAUCAGCGAUUGGAAAAUAACAGGUAGCGCUGUUCGUCUGUCUCGUACUCAUACUCACCUGGGAGGAUCGGGGGCUAAAACGUGCCGAAUCGCCCCUUUCCUCACGGCGUCUGGCUUCCUGUGUGCACCCGAGAAGAAGCGGUGGGCCAGUGUGGAGCAGCCGGGUUGUUCCCAGCGUGUUCGUACACAGUGUCACCGCCGCUGCUGGCUGCUUUCAUGGGGCUACCGUCCGCCCGUCUCGCCGCGUCUGAAGUCGCGAUCGUGGCAUGGAUUUGCGUUUGAAUUCCGACCCCCAGUAACCCUCAUGGUGGAUAUGGAAUGGUGCAUGCAGCUGUGCCAAGUUUUCAGCCGCUGAAAAACCCCGGAAUCAUGGACAGUCAUCCGCUGUGCACUAGACUGUGUCCACACUCUCUGAGUGACAAAGAGGACGGAGUGGAGAGGCAGGGUCCUGUGACGCUAAACCCUCGGCACAUGAGGAAGGCUUUCAAAGUCAUGAACGAGCUGCGCAGCCAGAGUCUGCUGUGUGAUGUCACCAUAGUAGCAGAGGACGUGGAGAUAUCUGCCCACAGAGUGGUUCUAGCAGCUGGGAGCCCCUACUUCCAUGCCAUGUUCACAGGGGAGAUGACUGAGAGCCGAGCCAAGAGAGUGAGGAUUAAGGAGAUGGAUGGCUGGACUCUGGGACUGCUGGUGGACUACAUUUACACAGCAGAGAUCCAGGUCACAGAGGACAAUGUGCAGGCUCUGCUGCCUGCUGCUGGCCUGCUCCAGCUGACCGAGGUGAAAAAGGCUUGUUGUGAGUUCUUGAGCUCCCAGCUUCAUCCGUCCAACUGUCUGGGAAUCCGAGCCUUCGCUGACCUGCACGCCUGCUCCCAGCUGCUCGCCCAGGCCAACAGCUACGCAGAGCAACAUUUUACAGAAGUAGUUGGAAGUGAAGAGUUCCUUAAUUUGGGUAUGGAGCAAGUGUCAAGCCUCAUCGCUAGUGAUAAGCUCACUAUCCCCACAGAAGAGAAGGUUUUUGAGGCUGUAAUAGCUUGGGUAAACCAUGAUAAGGAUGUUCGUCAAGAACAUUUGGCUCAUCUGAUGGAACAUGUUCGCCUGCCCCUUCUGUCCAGAGAAUAUCUUGUGCAACGCGUGGAGGAGGAGUCUCUGAUUAAAAACAGCAGUGCAUGCAAAGACUACCUGAUCGAGGCUAUGAAAUAUCAUCUGCUACCGGCCGAUCAGAGAGCUUUGAUGAAAACUGCACGCACUCGGAUGAGGACCCCAGCCUGCUGUCCCAAGGUAAUGGUCGUAGUUGGAGGACAAGCUCCCAAGGCCAUCAGAAGUGUGGAAUGUUACGACUUUGAGGAGCAGAGGUGGUACCAAGUUGCUGAGCUUCCCACGAGAAGAUGCAGAGCAGGUGUUGUGUACGUGAGCGGCUGUGUAUAUGCUGUUGGUGGCUUCAAUGGCUCUUUACGAGUUCGGACAGUGGAUUGUUAUGACCCUAUGAUGGACCGCUGGACCAGUGUGAACAGUAUGCAGGAUCGCCGCUCCACGCUCGGAGCAGCCGUGAUGAAUGGACUGCUGUACGCUGUGGGGGGCUUCGAUGGCAGCACAGGUCUGUCCACAGUUGAAGCCUACAAUUCCAAAACAGACGAGUGGUUCCAUGUUCUCCCCAUGAGCACUCGCCGUAGCAGUGUGGGAGUUGGCGUUGUCAAUGGAAUCCUCUAUGCUGUUGGAGGUUAUGAUGGGGCAACAAGGCAAUGUCUGAGCACGGUAGAAGCGUACAAUCCUAAAAGUAACACAUGGAGCUACAUCGCCGAGAUGGGCACAAGACGGAGUGGAGCAGGAGUGGGAGUGUUGAAAGGUUUACUAUAUGCUGUGGGGGGACACGACGGCCCCUUGGUUCGGAAAAGCUGUGAAGUUUAUGACCCUGCCUCUAACAGCUGGCGGCAGGUCGCGGACAUGAACAUGUGUCGGAGGAAUGCAGGUGUGUGCGCGGUAAACAACCUGCUGUAUGUGGUGGGAGGAGAUGAUGGCAGCUGCAAUUUAGCCUCUGUGGAGUUUUACAAUCCUGGCACAGACAAGUGGACCCUGCUUCCUACAUGCAUGAGCACAGGGAGAAGUUAUGCAGGUGUAACCGUGAUAGACAAACCCUUAUGACUGAUGGGGACUCCUGACACCGACUCAGAGUAGAAUGUAUUCUCACAUUGAAUACUGAUCUUGGAUCUGUCGAAGAUGCCAAUGAUUGGAUGUUGGGCAGCACUAGCACAGGCACCAAUGAAGAUGAAGAAUGACAAGAAUGUUGAAGAUUUUUGCACUUACCGAAGAAGAAGAUGGAUCAAAGUGGGUGUUAUACCCAUGUUUUAAUGCCCUUGUGGCAGGACUGCAGUUGUGACUGGCCGAACCAGUUUUAGCACCACUGUACCACUGUAGUGCCAUGGAAAUGCUACUGAUAUGAAGCUACUAAAACUGCAAAGAUACAUUAACAUUCAUGAUGUUACCAUGAACCAGCUCUGACAAAGACCACUGAACUAUUUAAGGAAGAGGAAGGCCAAAGGACCACUUGGGACUGAACUGUUUCUCCUUUGUUCCACCUGAUUGUAUGCGUGUGUAUGUGUGUAUGUAUGUGUGUAUCUGUGUGUGUGCUUGCAUUACAGGUGCUCUUUGCUUGCACAGGUGAGCAUGUGUUAGUGCUCUGUGCUCUGUACUGUGAGUCUGGUGUGGUGGUGACUCCCUGUCUGACAGCGCAUGUCUGACCUUUGACCUUUACAGUGUUUCAGUGUGGCUGUGGAGAGCCUGAAUGUCGCUUCCUCUUCCUGCUCUUGAACCUUGUUAUGCCUCAGUACUGUUAUGGGAUGAAGUAUGGUUCCAGACAGUUUUUGUUUUGGGAUGAAGAAAUACUUUUAAAGACAGAGGUUUGUGUUGGUUGAGAUAGCCUGCAUGAUUCCAGAACUGUCAAAUGAAAAGCAAGAAGAUGCUUAUAAUAUUGUAUAUUUAUUUAUAAAAGACUGUAACUGGAAUAUUGAUUGUUCUGGUUAAAGAUCAGUACUUCCUGUUGCCAAAAGCAUUGACUGAGAGGGAGAGGUGUAUUAAAGUGAGCAGCCAUUUGGAUCAGCACCAUGUGGUCACAUGGCAGCGUUCUGUGCCAUUCAUGACAAGACGCCUGAACUUGAUGCAUGUCCCUAACUCUCUUCUGUCCUCUCUGACAGUACUCUGUCCUUGGUGUAGCAACUGUAUAACUGCACACCCUGACGUACUAUGAAUGUGCCAAUUUUCUAGCUCUAUCUCCUCAUUUUGACCAUAUUUACAUGACAAAUGUGUUCUCUCUUUCUGCAAAGUGACCAAACCUACUGUUAGCAUUUACUCCUGUAUCUUUCUUACUUUUCCUGCUAUAUUGAAAUUGCUAUAGUACCUGGUAUCGCUGUUCUCGUCAGUGUAUUUAGGAAUGUCAUGUAAGCUAAUGACUAUGAAUCAUUUCAUUACUUGUUUUAUAAUAUCAUUAAUGAAUAUGCUUCUUGUAUUUAAAGCUGUGAAAUGAUAAAUGCUGUUUUUAAACUUUGCCAAAUCAGUAAAAUAAUGAAAAGAA
Molecule: messenger RNA, 3636 nt
Organism: Boleophthalmus pectinirostris (great blue-spotted mudskipper)
Lineage: Eukaryota; Metazoa; Chordata; Actinopteri; Gobiiformes; Gobiidae
Gene: klhl2
Product: kelch-like family member 2
Exons: 15
Coding region: 390-2210 (606 amino acids)
Molecular function (GO): protein binding
Source: RefSeq, a predicted model, not a curated record